Molecule: messenger RNA, 5037 nt
Organism: Chlorocebus sabaeus (green monkey)
Lineage: Eukaryota; Metazoa; Chordata; Mammalia; Primates; Cercopithecidae
Gene: MAPK13
Product: mitogen-activated protein kinase 13
Biological process (GO): protein phosphorylation; MAPK cascade
Molecular function (GO): ATP binding; MAP kinase activity
Source: RefSeq, a predicted model, not a curated record
GGGGAUUCCUGAGCACACUCGAGUGUGAGAAGCGCUGGCUUAACUCUGUUCACUUCUUUCCUGCAUGUUUGACAUUUUCCAUAAUUAAGAGGUUGUGGGGUUUUGUUUUGCUUUCCUGUGUCUUCACAGUCUCGAGGAGCUCUUCCUACGGAGACCAGGGCUGGAGGGAGCUGGGAAGCGCUGCCUCCCGGUUCUGGCCUCCUGCUUGGACCCACUAGCCCCACCGCUGGCCGGCGCUCGGUCGGGAGGCACCGGGGUCCCGCAGGGCAGUCCCGACCCCGUGCCUGGGCCGCACCUGCAGCCGGGGCUCCGUCGGGCCGGGCGGAAGCGCAGGAGCGCAGGGCUGGGCAGGCCCGGGCGUGGCGGCCCCGGCGCACCUGGGCGAGCCGGCAGGUGGGAGCGUCGCGGCCGGGGCCCCAGCCCUCGCGCGGGGGAGGAGCGGGCGGCGCGGGGCGGGCGCAGCGGGGGCCGGGGCGCUGGGAGCCCGUUGGGCCGCGAACGCAGCCGCCACGCCGGGGCCGCCGACAUCGGGUGCCCGGGAUGAGCCUCAUCCGGAAAAAGGGAUUCUACAAGCAGGACGUCAACAAGACCGCCUGGGAGCUGCCCAAGACCUACGUGUCCCCGACGCACGUCGGCAGCGGGGCCUAUGGCGCCGUGUGCUCGGCCAUCGACAAGCGGUCAGGGGAGAAGGUGGCCAUCAAGAAGCUGAGCCGGCCCUUUCAGUCCGAGAUCUUCGCCAAGCGCGCCUACCGGGAGUUGCUGCUGCUGAAGCACAUGCAGCAUGAGAACGUCAUUGGGCUCCUGGAUGUCUUCACCCCAGCCUCCUCCCUGCGCAACUUCCAUGACUUCUACCUGGUGAUGCCCUUCAUGCAGACGGAUCUGCAGAAGAUCAUGGGGAUGGAGUUCAGUGAGGAGAAGAUCCAGUACCUGGUGUAUCAGAUGCUCAAAGGCCUUAAGUACAUCCACUCGGCUGGGGUCGUGCACAGGGACCUGAAGCCAGGCAACCUAGCUGUGAACGAGGACUGUGAACUGAAGAUCCUGGAUUUUGGGCUGGCGCGGCAUGCAGAUGCCGAGAUGACUGGCUACGUGGUGACCCGCUGGUACCGGGCCCCCGAGGUGAUCCUCAGCUGGAUGCACUACAACCAGACAGUGGACAUCUGGUCUGUGGGCUGCAUCAUGGCAGAGAUGCUGACAGGGAAAACUCUGUUCAAGGGGAAAGAUUACCUGGACCAGCUGACCCAGAUCCUGAAAGUGACCGGGGUGCCAGGCACGGAGUUUGUGCAGAAGCUGAACGACAAAGCGGCCAAAUCCUACAUCCAGUCCCUGCCACAGACCCCCAAGAAGGAUUUCACUCAGCUCUUCCCGCGGGCCAGCCCCCAGGCCGUGGACCUGCUGGAGAAGAUGCUGGAGUUAGAUGUGGACAAGCGCCUGACAGCCGCGCAGGCCCUCACCCAUCCCUUCUUUGAACCCUUCCGGGACCCUGAGGAAGAGACGGAGGCCCAACAGCCAUUUGAUGAUUCCUUAGAACAUGAGAAACUCACAGUGGAUGAAUGGAAGCAGCACAUCUACAAGGAGAUUGUGAACUUCAGCCCCAUUGCCCGGAAGGACUCGCGGCGCCGGAGUGGCAUGAAACUGUAGGGACCCAUCUCACAUGGCACCGCUGGCCAGACACUGCCCAAGGACCAGUAUUUAUUUGUCACUACCAAACUCAGCCCUUCUUGGAAUACAGCCUUUCAAGCAGAGGACAGAAGGAUCCUUCUCCUUAUGUGGGAAAUGGGCCUAGUAGAUGCAGAGUUCAAAGAUGUUGGUUGGGAGAAACUAGCUCUGAUCCUAACGGGCCAUGUUAAACUGCCCAUCUGGAGAAGUGCCUGCAGGUGGGGACCUUUCCUUCCCACUGGAGUGGGGCUGAGAGGGUGCUGAGCCAGGCCAGGGGCCUAUGGCAGUGAUGCUGCAUUGGUUUCCUAGGGAUGCUCUAACAAAUUACCACAAAUUGAGUAGCUUGAAACAGCAGAAUUUGAUUCCCUCACAGUUCUGGAGGCUGGAAAUCUGGGAUGGAGGUGUUGGCAGGGCUGUGGUCCCUUUGAAGGCUCUGGGUAAGAAUCCUUCCUUGGCUCUUUUUAGCUCGUGGUGGCAGUGGGCAGUCCGUGGCAUUCCCCAGCUUAUUGCUGCAUCACUCCAGUCUCUGUCUCUUCUGUUCUCUCCUCUUUUAAUAACAGUCAUUGGAUUUAGGGCCCACCCUAAUCCUGUAUGAGCUGAUCUUGAUCCUUAUUAAUUACACCUGCAAAUACUCUAUUUCCAAAUAAAGUCAUAUGCUUAGGUUCCAGGUGAACAUGAAUUCCAAGGGGAAAUGAUUCAACUCACUACAGAUAGCUGGGAGGGAGGGGCCCCUUCCUGGGCCCUGUGCUGAGGCCUUGUGCUCUGUGAAGGAACCAAAUGUGUUUGGCUGCUAAAUUAAGGGAGUUGCGGAGAGAGCUGCAGCUGGUGCGAUUGCAUUCAGGUUAUUUUGGGUGAGUGAUAAGCAAUCAAGAUAUGAAACAACAGCAGGCUUGGAGACUGCGAGCUGCACAGGCAGAAAUGGGCUCUUGCCUGGCUUGAUGGCAAACCUUUCUGCUCCCUUUGGGAGAUGGCACAGCUCUCCAGAGCUUUGACCUGACAGUGGCUAGAACCUCUGUUUUUAUCUGAGAAACGAAUUUCCAUGUGCACAAGCUAUCAGGGGCACAGUGGGUCUCAAAUUUCCUUGUGCACCAGGGGAAUUGUUAAAAUGCAGAUUCCUGGGCCCCAUCCCAGGGCUUGUGACUCAGCAGGUCUGGAGUUGAGACCUUAGAAUGUGCAUUUGAAUGAGGACCUCUCGCCCUGACCCAAGCCUAGUGAUUCUGAUGGAUAUCAGACAUUUAGUGGAUUUCAGUCAUACUUGAUUUGUUGGGAGGCCUAAAUCAACCUACAGCAGAAGACUGGGGGGCUUCAGAUGGAGCUUCACACUCAUCUUACAGGUGUUAAAACUGAGGCUCGGACAACUUUUUGUUUGUUUGCUUGUUUGAGACAGGGUCUGGCUCUGUCACCCAGGCUGGAGUGCAGUGGCACAAUUACAGCUUACUGCAACCUCAACCUCUUGGGCUCAAGCCAUCCUCCCACCUCAGCCUCCUAAGUAGCUGGGACUACAGGUAUAUGCCACCCAGGUGCACCAGGACUACAGGUGGCUAAUUAAAACAUUUUUUUCUUUUUUGUAUAGGCAGGGUUUCUCUAUGUUGCCCAGGCUGGUCUUGAACUUCUGGAUUCAAGUGAUCCUCCCAUUUUGGCCUCCCAAAGUGCUGGGAUUAUAGGCAUGAGCCACCCUGCAGGCCCAGACAGCAUUUUUAAGGCCUUGAAACUCUUCUGUAUGAUACUGUAAUGGUGGAUACAUAUUGUGCAUUUGUUACAAUCUGUAGGACUGGAUAACACAGAGUGAACCCUCAAGUAAACUAUGGACUUCAGUUAAUAAUAAUGUAUCAGUAUUGGUUCAUAAAUUGUAACAAUUGUGCCACACUAAUGCAAGAUGUUACUCAUCAGGAAAACUGGAGAGAGAGGUGGGAAGUACAUGGGAACCUCUGUACUUUCUGCCAACCUAAAACUGCUCUAAAAAAUAAACAACAGGGCCAGGUGCAGUAGCUCACGCCUGUACUCCCAGCACUUUGGGAGGCUGAGGUGGGCGGAUCACUUGAGGUCAUGAGUUCAAGACCAGCCUGGCCAACAUGGUGAAACCCCAUCUCUACUAAAAAUACAAAAAUUAGCUGGGUGUGGUGGUGCAUGCCUGUAAUCCCAGCUACUCAGGAGGCUGAGGCAGAAUUGCUUGAACCUGGGAGGUGGAGGUUGCAGUGAGCUGAGAUUGCACCACUGCACUCCAGCCUGGGUGACAGAGUGAGACCCCAUCUCAAAACACAAAAAACAAAUACCCUGAGGCCACAGAGAUAUUAGGUCAGAUACCCACAGCUGGGAAGUGGUGGAGUCAGGAUUGGAACCCAAGUAGGCUUGACCACUGCGCCCAGCUUGGAUUCAGGGUUGCCCAGCCUUCUGUCUUCUCGCCAGUCUCUCUGAGACCCUUACUGCUGACUGUGUCCAUGGUCUCUGUUUUCUCUCCCACAGAAAGGCCCUGCUGUCAAGGAGUUGGGGAGUCCUUGACUGGGACUGGCUAGUCUUGCCACAGCCCUGGCUUCGCUGGUUACUAAACUGCCCCAGGUUCCCUGAGUCUAGAUCCCUCUAAGUCUCCUUCUGAGAGUCCUCACUGCCCCAAGGAAAAAGUCCAGCCUUCUUGGCCUGGCAUUCAAAACCUCUUGUGUUUUGAAUCUCAUCAGCUCCCACUGCCUCCCCUGGUCCUUAUGUCAGUGUGAGACACCAGUCCUGGGAUCCACCAUAAGGUUCGUUCUGCAUCAUUCACAGGUUAAAAGUCCUGACAAGUGCUGCAGUACACAGAACUGUUCAACUCAUUUAAUCCAGAACUUCCCAAAUUUACUUAACCACAGGACCCAUUUUCUCCCAACAGCAUGACACUCAUAGCCUUUUUCUGCCCAGUGCAGCCCAGUGCACAGGUCCCGAUACUGCCUCUCCCCAAGUAGGCUUGUCCUUCUUUUAGUGCCUGUGGGUGGAAGGCCCUCCAUUCUCCUCUCCAUUCUCCUUGGCCUUCAAGGCUUUGCCUUAGGCCUCCCUCCAGGCAGCUGUUCUCCAUCAUCCCCCCUGGGCUGCAGGCCCCCUCUGUGGGCAGUAUUUACAGUGUGCGGUUUGGCCUCCCCUUCCCGUUGCCCACUGUGAGCAAAUAUCUGUGCGUGAAUGAACAAUGACUGAAUGAUGUCCCCAGGGGCCUGUCGGUCACUUCUUUGCCCCGACCAGGCCAAUGUCAUAUGGAAGGUGGCAGAGAGCACAGCAGGAAGCAGAAGUGGGCGGCCCUGGGCUGUACCUUUGAGAAUAUUCUCUCAGACCCCCAGACCGCGCCCCUCCCCAUCAUCCCUUGGUGUCCUCCUAGGCUGUCCCCACUCCAGAAUUAAACCUCAGCCCCCUCCCACAGAA